This is a messenger RNA of Durio zibethinus, 1303 nucleotides long. RefSeq names its product chloroplast envelope quinone oxidoreductase homolog. Gene Ontology annotation, molecular function: oxidoreductase activity. The record is from RefSeq and is a predicted model, not a curated record. NCBI's taxonomy places the organism in Eukaryota, Viridiplantae, Streptophyta, Magnoliopsida, Malvales, Malvaceae.
CAUCCAACGGCAAAAAAUCUAACCCUACAACACCAGCCGUCUUUAUCUUUAACAGCGACUCUUGCAUUUUUUUUAUUUGGCCUUCGAACAAGCUUAAAAGGAGCUUCGUUUUUAUCUCCUCUCACAAAAAAGAAAAAAGGGAAAAUGGCCGGGAAUCUGAUGCAUGCCGUUCAAUAUAGUAGUUAUGGUGGAGGAGCUGCUGGUUUGAAGCAUGUUGAAGUUCCGAUUCCCACUCCAAAACAAGGCGAAGUUUUGCUGAAAGUGGAGGCAACUAGUCUAAAUCCAGUUGACUGGAAAAUGCAGAAAGGAAUGCUGCGCCCAUUUUUACCUCGCAAAUUCCCCUACAUACCUGGUACUGAUAUAGCAGGAGAAGUCAUAAAGGUUGGAGCAGGAGUCAAGAAUUACAAACCUGGGGAUAAAGUUGUGGCUAUACUUAACCACGGUAGUGGAGGUGGACUAGCUGAAUUUGCUGUUGCUAAGGAGAGUUUGACAGUGGGAAGACCUCCAGAGGUAUCAGCUGCUGAAGGUGCAGGUUUGCCUGUUGCUGGUCUCACAGCUCUCCAGGCACUCACCCAGUCUGCUGGGGUCAAGCUUGAUGGAAGCGGUCAGCAAGUAAACCUCCUGAUUACUGCUGCAUCAGGCGGUGUAGGUCAAUAUGCAGUUCAACUGGCAAAGCGUGGAAACACACAUGUGACAGCCACUUGUGGGGCUCGUAACACGGAUUUUGUCAAGAGCCUGGGGGCCGACGAGGUUCUUGACUACAAGACUCCUGAUGGUGCGGCUCUGAAGAGCCCUUCUGGUCGCAAAUACGAUGCAGUGAUCCACUGUGCAAUGGGCAUUGCUUGGUCUACCUUUGAGCCUAAUUUGAGUGCAAAUGGGAAGGUAAUAGAUAUUACUCCUGGUCCUAGUGCCUUGAUGACUUUUGCUCUGAAAAAGCUUACCUUCUCCAAGAAACAGCUGGUACCACUACUUAUGAUACCUAAGAAAGAGAACCUCGAUUAUCUUGUUAAGUUGGUGAAAGAGGGAAAGCUUAAGACAAUAAUUGAUUCAAAGCAUCCCCUAAGUAAGGCUGAAGUCGGUUGGGCUAAGAGCAUUGAUGGCCAUGCCACUGGGAAGAUUGUUGUGGAGCCUUAGUUUGUGAAUAUUACUUGAUACUUACUGUAGUUUCAUACAAUUCAGUGAUCGGGAUUGCUUAUGGGUCAUGUGUAUAUUUAUGGGUACUUAGUAUUUCGAACAAUGCAAAUGAUGGUAAUGAGUGCAUGUCAUCUUUUGCUGGUAAUUAAACAAUGAUAUUUGGAGGUUA